Molecule: messenger RNA, 798 nt
Organism: Oppia nitens
Lineage: Eukaryota; Metazoa; Arthropoda; Arachnida; Sarcoptiformes; Oppiidae
Product: legumain-like
Exons: 6
Coding region: 1-798 (265 amino acids)
Biological process (GO): vacuolar protein processing
Molecular function (GO): cysteine-type endopeptidase activity
Source: RefSeq, a predicted model, not a curated record
AUGCUAACUGAGCGCCAAUUGUUAGCUAACAGUGUUAAUGCCGAUGAYUGUUAUCGCAAGUUUGUCGAGACUGUCAAUGAUAAAUCAUAUACUACCGUACCAUUAGCUAACAGUCCUACUCCUCUAGUAAAUGGUAGUAACAAUUGGGUUGUAUUGGCUGCCGGUAGUAAAGGCUGGUCUAACUAUGCCGAUCAGUCAAUGAUAUACCGGGCCUAUCAUAUGUUCCGGUCGUAUGGUAUACCCGAUGAUCAUAUCAUAAUGUUUCACUACGAUGACAUUGCCAACGAUACCCAUAACCCGACACCGGGUAUUGUAAUCAACGUACCCGACGGUCCCGAUGUCUAUCACGGCGUACCCAAAGAUUAUACCGGCAAUGAUGUUACACCAGAGAACUAUUUAGCGGUACUUAAAGGCGAUCCCGGAUUAGUUAAAAAAGGCCGAAAAGUGUUGAAAAGCGGUCCAAUGGAUAACAUAUUUCUAUGGUUCGGCGAUCACGGACUACCUGGUGUAGUACUAUUUCCAUCAAGUUAUCUACAUUAUACUGAUUUGAAUAAUGCAUUGAUAUAUAUGUAUGAAAAUAAACGUUACGCUAAUCUAGUUAUCUAUAUUGAUACAUGUUUAUCAGCUGCUGACCUUGAGCACCGUACCCUCGAUCAACAGUGGCACCGAUUGAAUAGGACGGAUGUUAUUGAUGAAACCCGUGGACUAACCCCUGAACAUCCGGGUCAUCAGCACCCGCAACGYUACGGUAAUCURUCGAUGGGUUCAAAACAUUUAUCCGAUUUUUUCGGUAAUUAA